Messenger RNA from Trypanosoma conorhini, 6480 nucleotides. RefSeq lists its product as uncharacterized. The record is from RefSeq and is a predicted model, not a curated record. Bases 1 to 6480 code for a protein of 2159 amino acids. The transcript has a single exon. NCBI's taxonomy places the organism in Eukaryota, Euglenozoa, Kinetoplastea, Trypanosomatida, Trypanosomatidae.
AUGGCGGCUGAGUGGGUGGGGAGUGGGAAGACGGCGUGCCACCUCAUCCUGCUCUGCAGCGAGAGCCCUCUCUUCGACCUCCACGUGCUGGCUGCCAUCCUUGCCCACGGGCUGACGCUGGCACUGCCACCGCCGCCUUCAGAGGCAGCCGACGCGGCAUCGCCGUCGCCGUCGCCAUCGCCAUCGGCGGGGGAACACGAUGCGGAAAAGGGGCUCGUCGAUGCCGUCCUGGCGGCACUCCAGGCGUCCGUCGGGGGAUCUCCCGAUUUGGGCGCGACCGCCUCCAGUGCCGCCGUGCCGAGUCCCGUCGCCGGCGCAAAAGGCGGCAAGGCCUCAAAGGGCGCCAAGAAGGCCAUGGCCGCGGCGGCGGCAGCCACGUCGGCAAGCGGUGGGGCCGGCUCUCCGGCUGAAGUCUCCAAGAGCCUGACGGGCGACGGCACGCAGCGGUCGCGGGGGGGGUGGUACAGUGUGGUGGAGGGCCCGCAGUGGGAGGCCCCGGUUGUGUUUAUCCAUCAGCUGUCAGAGCUGGAGCGAUGCGAGGGGGGCGAGGCCACAGGCUCGACGCACACGAGCCCGCGCGAGGGUCCCGCCGACGUCACCGCGAUGGUACAACGGGCCCUGCGCCUGAUCGCCGAGGAGAUGGAGGCCCCCACGAGCGCGAGUAAAGACGCCUGCGCCGGGGCGUUGCCGUCCGACGGCGGUGCCCCUGGCGAACAACCGCAGCGUGGGCCACAACCCAGCGAAAGGCCGCAGGUGCACAGCAGGGAAAUUCCCGUGGUGCUCGCGCUGCACGACUACCGGGCCCUCCCCGCACUUAUGGCGCGGCGAACGUCUCCGACCAACCCUAUUGAUAUACGUCUCAUCGUGCAGUUUGUGGAUGGACGACCCGCUGGGGUGGCGGGGGCGGCAGGUGUGGGAGGCCCGAGUGGGCGUUCUCGUGCCGCCGCUUCUGGCAAGCGCAGGGCCUCGCGUGAGGGUCCCAAUUCCGGUUUGACAGCGGGCGCGAACGACGCUGAUGGGGGCAAUGCCCCCACAGACGCCGUCAACACACUCGAAGCGUGGAUUGAGCGGCAGCAGCGGGAGGGAGCGAUCAAAGUGGUGACGUCGCCUGCCGGGGGCGCCCUUGGCUCCGGUGUGGUGUGCCUGCGGGAUGUGUUUGAGGACGGCGGGGACGACAAGGCCGUGUGGGUGCGACAUUGCGUGCACACGGUGCUGCCGACGAUGCAGCACGUGGUGCGCGACAUCGCCCGGUACGCGGAGCUGAUUGCCGCGAAAAAGGUGUAUCGCCUUCCCUCCUCCCGAGCGACGCCACCGCCGCGCAUGGGUUUCCCGACACCGCAGGAGGAGAACUCCGUCGUGAAUGAGGCCACCGUGGAGCCGUCGGUGAUGUUGCGGACGCGGGAACACACCUCAACGGCUUUCCCGUCCCUGGCGUCCGCCGUGCUGACGACCGCGACGUGGACGAAGACGCUGGGACUCGAUGAGGGUGCCUCGAAGCGCUUGCUCACGAGUGACACGACGCCUCUGCCCUGGUCCACGGCCAGCUUUCUGCGUGGGGAGGAGGAGAAGUGGUCGUACUACGUUCGAGAACGGAAAGUCCGGGGGCAGUGGACGUGCCUCUCCGCCGCGUGCGCCCUCGCCGCGCAGGUGACCGUUUCACUGGCGCGACGGCAGCAGCCGCGAGUGGUGUGCCCCGCAGAGGAGGAGGAGGAGGGCAACACCACCUUGCUGGAGGUGAUGAAUGAGCAGGAUGGGGCUUCCCCCGCAGGCAACGUCAACGACGGCACUGGGACCUCGCUGUUGCGGCAACUUCGUCAGUACGCUUCCAAGCGCACGGUCUUGGGGCAAUUGGACAUGAAUACUGAAGCGGAAACUGCUGCCGCGCAAGCCACCGCGGAAGAAGCUGGGAAGCCAAUUCCUCCGGUAGAGGCUCCAGGCAGGGCUUCGCCACUCCUCUUUCCCGCGCCCGGGGAGUUGGAGCAGACCCAGUUUAACACGACGGCAACGCUGCCGAUGGAUCACACGAUGGACCGCCCAACAAACCCUCCAAGCCCGGAGGAGAUCCGGUGGGUGACGCAGCAGUUCGUUAAACGGGGGAUUGGCGCCGUUGUCACCCCGCCUGUGGAGGCACUGCGGGACGACUCCCCCCUCAUGCUUUCGCCGGAGCAACUGCGGGCCGCGAUGAAGUUGCAGGGGUUGCUGGAGGAGACGUUAAACGGAUACGCGUUGGGCGAUGGGGAGGACGCGAUGGACGCACAUUUGCUGCAACUCAUUGAGGAGGACUUUCGGCGCGCCAGCGAGACAAUUGACUGUGGCUGGACGCAGGUGUGGGACGACAUCACAGUCGCCGUCGGUCUCACCCCGCUGGAUGAAAAGUUUCAGCGCUCGGUGGAGCGUCGCUUGACGGCGCGUGAGCGAAGGCACAUCCUGCAGCAGACGUAUCUGAUGCAGCUCGCGGAGCAGGCGCAGAUGACAGGCAUGGCGGGCACCGCCAACGCGGCCUUCGCAUCAACGCGCGGUGAGUGGAUGGCACUGAUGCAUCCAACGGCGCGGACUGAGGCGGUGGGCCCAAGACUGUGGUCAGUGGAGGAGUGCAUGACGAUGCCCGUGGCGGUCCGUCGCAUGUACGAGUUUCAGUCACGCUUUGGCUCACACCUCUGCCGCCUGGUACGUUGCCCCAUACCCGACCCGUUGGAGGCGCUAGAUGGAAACCUCACCGCACUCUAUUCCAUCCAUGCCGAGAAUGUGCAUUCGCGGAAGCGGGUGCGGGCGAUGAUGUUGGGCGGGGUGCCCAUUCCGCUCGAACGGCAGGCGCGGCGCGUGUGGUGCCACUACGUUGCCGGCGUCCCCACCCUCGACCAGCUGAACGAGCUCAGUGCCUCGCAGGCCGCGGCGGAGACCCACGCGGCUUCCCCGUCCGCAGCUCCUGCUUGCGGUCCCGCGGCGAAGACAACCUCCACCACCGCCUUUGGAGUUUGCAUUGGAGAGUUGCUGCGUCAGCAGCUGCUGCGGCGUCUGCAGAGGGCACCGCAGCUGCUGCUGCUCACGCCGCUGGAGAGGAAAGGGCGAACGGGCGGUGUGUGCCGCUCUGAGGGGGAGCUGCAGACGGUGCUGGAGGGUCGUCACGCCUUGUACCCCUUUGAAAACAGCGUGGUCGAGGUGGUCACCACCGACCGCGGCCGCAUGUGCCGCUACGUGAAACCCAGCGAGUUAACCUGCACGCUGCACUACGGCAUUGCGCCACCGUCGCCGCAACCCAGUGCGGCUACUGGAAGUGUUGCUGGUGGAAACGCAGGUGCCUCGGCGGUGACGUCGCCACACUUGGCACGCAAACCGCCGUGUGACGAGGUUGUCUACUUCACGACCACAUUUGAUGACGGGGUGGUACUCACCUGCAGCCCGCACUGGGCCACACCCGCGGAGCCCGUGAAUUCCGGCGUCGCCGCUGAGAAGGAGCCGGUUGCCAACACCAGCGCGACCUCCAUGAAGAGCGCCACCCCACGCCGUGGGAGGGCAGCAAACCGUGGCGCUAAGCGAGGCGCGAACACCUCGACUGUGUUGGCGGACGACAACCACGCGGGGGGGCGGCGGGGAGCUGGCGCGGGGAGGCAUAGCCGACGCGGCGGCGGCGACGACGCCGACUCGCGGACCGCGGCGCCCGAGCGGUCGUUGCGCGUGGAGGAGGCAACGCGUGUUUUUCCUGUCGCCCCGGAGGGCUCUGUCUUGUUGUGGACCGCAGGCCCCGAGGUGGCGUCUAGCGAGGACGCGAAUGCGAAUGCCCCUGCCGCGGCGCCAGCAGCUGCCGGUGCAGGAGAGCCCCGCAAGAUUCCUAGCCUGGCGGUGACUGUGGCCGCCAACGGCGUCACGCUGCACUGCGAGGAGGAGGAGGGGGUUUUGUGGAUCACGCAGCAUGAGUCUAGAGACUGCCCGGCGGCGGAGCUGCUGCGCUGCGUGCACGCCUAUGACGCGCGUGCGCAGUGGCAGGAGGCGGUGGAGGUGGAGGUGUGUCGUGCGGUGCUGGAGGAGGAGGGGGCGGUGUGCCGCUACUUCCACUCCGGCGUCACGCAGAUGUUGUACCCCGACGGGGCCGUCGUCACGCGGUACCCGGCGCCGGCGACCGCCGCGGUUGGCACACCGCCGGUCAUUUGUGAGACUCUGCUCAUGGCAACAGGCCUCUGCUACGUGCGACAGCUCUGUGAGGGCAACGCGAGUCCCUUUGUGCAGGUCGCAGGCAACACCCUGGAGACGCGUGUGGCGUAUGAUCGUGGCCACCACUGCCGCAUCGUCUCGCGGGCAGACGGCGUCAUGGUCGUGUACUACUACUACUACUUGUACCGCAACCCGGAUGAAGCAAAUGGACAGCAGCGGCAGAAGCAACAAGAGGGAGAAGGGGCAUCGGGAGGAGACGGACGGGGCGAGGGUAGACACCUGAACGCUGAUCACGCUGCCACACACCGACAGAAUCGUGCGGAGGGGGAGGAGGAGGAGGAGGACGGGUUUGCGUGGGGUGAGGGCGACCCUGCCCCGUGUGACACCGACGUCAUUGCCCGCGUCACCUUGCAUGCGGAUGGCACGUGCAUCACGACCUUCUCAGCUCGUGUGUCGCACGAGUCCUGCAGCAACCCCCCAGCGCCGCUGAAGACGUUGCUGGAGCAGGUGGGCGUCGUUGGCGCGGCGUGUGGGGCCACUGUACAGUACUGCGUAGAGGCCCCGUCGCUGCCGCGCGUCUUUGUGUGUGCCUCGGUGCGCGAUGAUGCCUGGACCGCCACCGAGGGCCCGCGCGAUGGCACGCUGCAAGGCACGGAUGCCCAAAAUGCCUUUACUGCAGCACUACAUGACCUGUUCUUCGACAAAUGCGACAACAUGCCGAAAUUUGCUACCUCGCCUUUGUCUCUCACGGAGCAUCCCUUUCCAUCACUCGCCGCCGGCACCAGGGAAAGCCCCGCCCGCCCCAUCACACGACGCAGGCCGUAUGACCGUUUUUACGUCGUCUUUGGCGACGGCUCCGUGCUGCGGCGGCGUGUGAUAUACCGCGGCAUGCGUGGGAACAGCAUUCCCUUUUUGGAGACCCUCUUCACACGCUCCACAGCAACCUCCGUCCGCGUGAUUCACGAGUCGGGGCUGGCCGUCGUGGAACCCGCCGAGGUCGUGCGCCGCAGCACGGGGGCGACCGCGUCGCUGGCGAUUGGCGAGGGGUUCGCCAUGUUCGACGUGGCGCAGGGUGGGCUGCGGCUGGUGGACCACCAACACUACUUGACGGAGGUGCAUGACUUGUACUCCCCGGGCCCUGUGCGGGCGGGCAUGAAGUCCGCCACGCUGGAGGGCCUCCUGCGCCAGCUUGUGCUGCCCACGUACACCCCGCACACCGUCACCAAAGCCCGCCAGGAGGCGAUGCGGCAGGAAGAGGUGACCGCAGACGCACGCACCCGGCGGAACCGUGCCACUGGCGUCUGUGCGGCGCUGACGACGCGGCUGCGGGAGCUUGCCGAAGGCUUCGUCAUCGCCCACAACCUUCUCCGCACCGACAUCCUCAACACCGCCAAGCGCCAGUGGGAGGCGGGAACUUUGGGAAUGACUGGAAAAAAGUAUGCAUGCGAGGCCGCGUCCGAGGCGUCGUGGGGCAAUUUACCCUCGGGCCUGUCAAAUGCAAGCUCCAAGGCGCUGAAAGCCCUCGUGUCCCCGGCGGCGCCGGCGAUCGUGGCUCCGCCCAUGGGCGUGCUGCCCAUUUUAUUUUCCGAGUUGGAGAACGAUAUUGUGGUGCAGCACCUUCACCCCCGCGAGGUGGAGGAGUACGUGCGCGCCAGAGAGGCAGAGCCGAUCCCCGUCUUUCUGGCGCAAAGCACCUCCGCCGGUGAACCCGACGUGCGGCAGUUGACGUUCUUCCGCUCAGAGGUGAAUGCGCGAACCGCAGAGGAGCCCGGACCAGUCGGGUCUGCGACGGCGGCGUUUUUUCUCUCGGGCCGCGUCUCAUCGGGUCAGCUGCACACCUCCAACGGGCUGAGGUUUGGGCAGAGCGACACGGUGGUGACGGGCUCCCUGCUGGGUGGGGCGGUGCAGCGGCAGGAGCGGCUGGCUCUCUUUUCGGGGCGGCGGCUGGCGUUUCCAACGACGCAGUGGUUCCCACAGACGCUGCAGCCCCCCCGCCGCCUUCUGAGACCGUGCCCCGACGCCCUGGGGAGCGGCGGGCGGACGGGGGGCGUGGUGCUGCUGGACGACGACGCCGCCGUCGCCGGCAACGGUGGCGGGGGGGCCGGACAGGCACUCUCCUCCUACGAGCGCCUGCGCAUCUUUUUCAAGUUCUCCGAGUUUGCGCCAACCACGCAGCAGGCCGUGCUGGCGGGCGAGGUGCGGCGGCGCGAGCAGCUGGUGUCCAUGCUGAUGUACCAUAAGGCGAUGAACGCGCUGACGCCGGAGAUGCCCUACGAGACCAGCGCGGAGCAGCGGCGCCUCCGUGAGAAGUACCUCGCCGCAACCACGUGA